This is a messenger RNA of Cryphonectria parasitica EP155, 1968 nucleotides long. RefSeq lists its product as uncharacterized. The transcript is spliced from 6 exons. Lineage: Eukaryota; Fungi; Ascomycota; Sordariomycetes; Diaporthales; Cryphonectriaceae. The annotation marks the transcript as partial. The record is from RefSeq and is a predicted model, not a curated record.
AGCCUCGGCGGCACCCCACAGACCGCCCACAGAGACAACGACAACCUCUACGCGCCCGCGCCGACACGACCGACCGGCAAGUUCACGGAGGAAUGGGAUGCUAGCCAGCGCGGAAGCUCCAUCAUCAACGUGCCCGGCCCGCAUUACAAUACGAACAACAUGAGUAGUAUACAGCGGUCUAACUCCUUCACGGGCUCGACCAGGUCCGGAGUAGGGACCAUGGAUGGCUCCAAUAGCAUCCAGGUGUCGAGGAGUAACACCCUCAAGAAGAAGAACUCGCUGCGCCGUGGAGGCAGCCUCAGGAGGUCCGGCAGCCGCAGGAGCAUGAAGGCUGGCAGCGUCCGGAGUCUGGCUCUCCAGUCGAACAUGGAUGAGGACGAGAUGCAUAGCGCCUUCUACUGUCCUGUCCCUACGACCGGGAACCCCACCGAGGCCCUCGCCGAGCGCUUCCAAGCGUGGCGUAAGAUUUUGAAGGAUCUCAUCACGUAUUUCAAGGAGGUUCAGACAUUCUACGAGCAGCGAUCGAAGGCUCUCUUGAAACUCGCCAACGUUCUCAAUAAUGUCCACAUGCCGCCCGGGUUCUUACCCUCAGGGGGUCUUGAUGAUGCCGUGCAGAUCUUGCGCAACUACAACUCUCAGGCCAUUUUGGAGGCGAACAAGGCCCGCGAGAUUGAAGAGGACGUCAUCUUGGCCCUGACCGGGCUGAGGAGCGAUCUUCAGCUGAAGAUUAAAGAGAUCAAGAAUUUGUCGGGCGACUUCAAGAAUUCCGUCGAGAAAGAGAUGGAGGCGACUAAGAGGGCUGUCAGGGCUCUGCAGGACACUCUCGGCAAGAGCGAGCUCGACUCGGCCCUGACAACCGGCAAGGAAGAUCCGUACCUCCUCCGCUUGGCGGUGGAUAGGCAGCUCGAGAGGCAGCUGGACGAGGAGAAUUAUCUGCAUCAGGCAUACUUAAACCUCGAGAAUUCUGGCCGUGAGCUUGAGUCGAUUGUCGUCGGAGAGAUCCAAAAGUCAUACAACGCACUGGCUGGGAUAAUGAAGAGGGACGCCGAAGCAGCCCUGUACGCCAUUGAGGAACUUCGUGUUGGGCCUAUCGCGAUGCCCAAGGACCACGAAUGGGCGAGCUUUGUCAAGAAGGACGACCAGUUUGUGGACCCGGCCAUUCCGAUCCGGUCAUCUCAGUACAUCCACUAUCCGGGCAAGGACCAUUUCGCUUGCCAGGAGAUCAGAGCUGGCCUUCUCGAGCGGAAGACGAAGUAUCUGAAGAGCUACACAGCCGGCUGGUAUGUUCUUUCUCCAACGCAUCUACACGAGUUCAAGUCGGCCGACAAGACGCAAUCUCCUGUCAUGUCGCUCUAUCUGCCGGAACAGAAGUUGGGAUCCCACUCGCAAGAGACCGGUAGCUCGCCCAAGUUCAUCCUGAAGGGCCGUCAGACUGGCGGCGUCCACAGGGGGCACUCAUGGGUCUUCCGUGCUGAAAGCCACGACACGAUGAUGGCUUGGUAUGAAGAUAUCAAGACUCUUACCGAGAAGACUCCGCAAGAGCGCAACGAUUUCGUCCGCAGCCACUCGAGAAGUUUCAGCCGGACGUCCUCCCGCCGGUCUGUCAGCUCGGACGGGGUAGUCGACGAGGAUGACGACGAGCCGUACGCCGCCCACACAUCCUCGGCAGCCCUCGUUCCAACCCAGCAAGACGUGCCCAGGCGUCCCUCACCAGGUGGGCGGUUCCCAUCCGAUAUCGAGGUCAACGCACAACGCGGCUUACAGGCGUCCCUGUCGCCAUCCAGUAUGAAUCACCAGGGCUUCGGUGACGGCCAGCCAGGCAGUUACACAGGCCACGACAGCGAGACCAUUGCAGCAGCCGGAGCCCUACCCGGCAGCGCGCUCGACCAAUAUUACGCCUCAAAAGCACAAUUUGAUGCGACGGGGCUGACCAGGAGAAAAACGAAGACAAGAUCACCAUCCUCCCCU